Molecule: messenger RNA, 1016 nt
Organism: Paramormyrops kingsleyae
Lineage: Eukaryota; Metazoa; Chordata; Actinopteri; Osteoglossiformes; Mormyridae
Source: RefSeq, a predicted model, not a curated record
CUGGGACAGUCCAUAUUUUACACCACAACUUGCCUCCUGCCGUUUCUCAGUGACGAUGUUCUCAGCACUUUGCCCUAUACAAUGAUCUCCACACUGGCCACCUUCCCCCCAUUCCUACACAAGGACGUCAUCGAGUACCUCAGCACGUCCUUCCUGCCCAUGGCCAUAUUGGGCUCCACCAGAAAAGAGGGAGGCGUCCCGGCCUACGUGAACUUGUCCGCCUCGUCCAUGCUGAUGAUAGCCAUGCAGUACACGUCAAACCCAGUGUACCACUGUCAGCUGCUGGAGUGUCUCAUGAAGCACAAACAGGAAGUGUGGAAGGACCUGCUCUACGUCAUCUCCUAUGGACCAUCCCAAGUCAAGCCCCCAGCUGUUCAAAUGCUUUUCCAUUACUGGCCCAACCUCAAGCCCCCAGGAGCCAUCAGCGAAUACAGAGGACUGCAGUACACAGCCUGGAACCCCAUCCACUGUCAGCAUAUCGAGUGCCACAAUGCCAUCAACAAGCCCGCCGUCAAGAUGUGUAUUGACCCCACCCUCUCCGUCACCCUGGGAGACAAGCCCCCCCCUCUGUACAUAUGUGAGGAGUGCAGCCAGAGGAUCGCAGGGGACCACGCGGAAUGGCUCAUCGAUGUGCUUCUGCCUCAAGCAGAGAUAUCUGCUAUUUGUCAGAAGAAGGUAAGGCCCCGGGCUGCAUGCCGGAGGGGGGGGUCGCCGUUUGCAUGCGUCAGUCCUUGCCCACCGGCCCGCCUCCAUCGUGCUGCCUCUCACAGCUCGUGACUGUGGAGCUCCAGAAUCAAUGGUGGGAGGGGGCGGCAAGUGGGAGGGGGUAGUAAGCAUUGGACACGACUUGUAUGGGCUGUCACCGUGGCAACCGUCUGAUUGACAGGCGUCCCCUGAAACAUAACUCGGUAAGUCUGAGAUUCUGCAGCCCUGCAUCCCAUCAGGAUGGCUCCUCCCAGUCAGGCCAGAGCACUGGUUUAAUCACGCGUGAGCAGUGUGAGCACCUCCUGCCCCCC